GACGAAGCAGCCCUCCCCUUCAUCAAGACUCUGACCCGAAGAAGAUCUUGGCCUGUUUGUAGGAGAAAGAUAUUUUUUGUAGGAUCUGCUGGAUCGUUUCUUUUAAACCAUGAUCCUAUGUUGAUACUAGGUUGUCAGUGAUUUAUUGAUUGGGGCGUGGAAUUGUUCUCGGGAACAUAGUUGGCCUUAAAAAUGCCAAAGAAUUUACGCUAUCAAAGCAGUGAAACACCGAAAACGGAAUUAUCGGCGCUCAUGUGAAGUCAUAUUUGUCUAUUUGUUUGUUUUCGUUGAAGGGGGGAGUACGUUAGGAAAAGACUCUUUGGUGAAAAUAUACCGAGAUUAGAAACAGAAGUUGAGACGGAACACCAAUAUCGUGGUAUAUCUUAAAAAGACGGUGUCCUGAGACAUGGGGGCGUUUCUGGACAAACCGAAGACAGAGAAGCACAAUGCCCACGGUGCAGGUAACGGCCUGCGCUUUGGCCUCAGCAGCAUGCAGGGCUGGCGGGUGGAGAUGGAGGACGCACACACAGCUGUGGUAGGCCUUCCUCAUGGUCUGGAUGACUGGUCCUUCUUUGCUGUGUACGAUGGCCACGCUGGAUCCCGUGUGGCCAACUACUGCUCUAAACACUUGCUAGAGCACAUCAUCACCAGCAGUGAGGACUUUAGGCCCGGCCCUGAUUCUGUGGAGGGUGUGAAAAGUGGGAUCCGCUCAGGCUUCUUGAAGAUUGAUGAGUACAUGCGCAACUUCUCAGACCUGCGAAAUGGCAUGGACCGCAGUGGCUCCACAGCAGUAGGUGUGUUGCUGUCACCUGAACACCUCUACUUCAUCAACUGCGGAGAUUCACGGGCAGUGCUGUCCCGGGCUGGACAGGUGCGCUUCUCCACGCAGGACCACAAGCCCUGUAACCCACGUGAGAAGGAACGUAUCCAGAAUGCUGGAGGCUCUGUAAUGAUCCAGCGGGUUAAUGGCUCUCUUGCUGUGUCACGGGCCCUGGGAGACUAUGACUACAAGUGCGUAGAUGGAAAGGGACCCACGGAGCAGCUGGUGUCGCCUGAGCCAGAGGUUUUUGAGAUCCCCAGAGUUCCAGAGGAAGAUGAAUUUGUGGUGCUGGCCUGUGAUGGCAUCUGGGACGUGAUGAGCAACGAGGAGCUGUGUGAGUUUGUGCGCUCACGUUUGGAGGUGUGGGAUGACCUAGAGAAAGUCUGCAACUCAGUGGUGGAUACAUGUCUACACAAGGGCAGUCGCGACAACAUGAGUGUUGUGCUGGUGUGUUUCCCAAAUGCACCCAAAGUAUCAGAGGAAGCAGUGAAGAAAGAGGCAGAGCUUGACAAGUUCUUAGAGUCUCGUGUUGAGGAGAUCAUGGAGAAGUCAGGGGAGGAAGGUAUCCCAGACCUGGCCUUUGUUAUGCGUACUCUCUCUGCCGAGAAUAUCUCAAAUUUACCACCAGGAGGUGGUCUUGUUAGCAAGCGCAGUGUAAUCGAGGCUGUGUACAACAGGCUUAACCCACAUAGAGAAGAAGAUGGGGACGACCAGGGAGGCGCGGCCGCUGCCGGUGAGGAAGAAGAAAGCAGCGCUGCUGCCCACCUGCUGGAGGCACUGCGCCAAUUCCGCCUCAGCCACCGGGGCGACUAUCGCCACGUGCUGGAGCAAGCACUGUCCACCUACCGGCUGUCCUGUGAGCCAGGCGGCGCCUCGCGACCGAACCCUGAGGAGGAUCCUCCCUCGCCCCCACCAUCCCCUGCCACUGAGCCCCUCAACUCUGAGGAGGGAGCUGACGACGCAGCCACGCCACCACCACUCGACGAGCUCUCUGAUCCCCCUGUUGCAUGACCCUUGAUGUCCAAUCCAAUAACCUCCAAACCCCUCUCUUAUCCUGCUCACCAACUUUCCUCUCUUCUCCCUGGCUCAGAGCACUAGUUCUCUCCCCAGAUGUCUUGUGGCACGGCUCCCUCCCAACCCAGUGAACAGUAUCGGUGCAGGUUUUUGGUUAAUUGUUUUAGUAUGUAUAUGUAUGUAUUGGCAAAGGAGAACAAGUUAUCUUGAUGCUGGCCUAGAUCUGGUCUUAAUUAAACCACAGAAGAGUCAAACUCCUUGAAACAAAGUUAACUGAGUUCAUUCUCGUAGCUGAAAACCUGCUCUGUAACUGUAAAUGAUGUCAUCCUUGGCGUAUCCCAGCACUGUCUGUAAUCAUCGCUUAUCUGAUUUGCAGCACUUAACAUUGACCUGAUCUAGACCUUGUGGAGUCCUUAUUUGGUUAUAUAUGAGAGUAUAUUUGACUGUAGAAUUUCAGUGGUGACAUGGAGUAGCUUGGUACAUGCGGAUGCUUGGUACAUGUGGCUUCUUCUGAUAAGGGUGCAGAAACAUCCCAACCACUUUUGAAGGUGGUAUUCCAGUAUUUACCCCAUGUAGAUAGAUAAUGUUUAAAAAGGGAAUUACAUUGUUAAUGGAACAGACAAUCUGGGGCUUGCCAGGGAUAUCACUGACUAUUUGCUUUUGUGCACACCAGCACAUGCUGCUUGCCAUGCAGUGCAUGUGUACUUUGCAUUUUGGAUUGUCUUUUGAUUGAUUUUAGGGAGUGUGUGUCAUGUUUGGCGCUUUUGUGAUGCUGAAAGUGUGUGUGAAUGACAUGUGAAGGCACAAAUAUGAGACACCUGUCAAUACUGUCUAAGGUUAUUUCUUUGAACAGUAUCUCUGAUUUAAUUAAUGGGUACAAACCUGUAUUUCUGUAUGAUAAACUGAUAUGAUAAACUGUAUAUGAUAAAUAUGUAUAAUAUGUAUAAACUGUACAAUUAAAGUCUCAUGUUUGCUGUCUCCUUUUUGAGUGUUCUGGUGUGGGUGAGGGGCGUACUAGGCAAUUGCCACUAAAAAGCACAAAAAUGUCAAUGCAACAGCAUUUAUUAAGUACUAAACAUUAUAACAAAAGUUUUGUCAUUUCCCUAUUUACUCACAUGUGGCCAUUUGUUCCUACAGACUUUCCCCCAACAUUUUGUCAUAUUCUUGUGCUCAGGUUCACUUAUGGCAGGUUGUUUAACACCAUUCUCAGGUUAGCUGACAGACCACUGGUACAUGAUUGCUCUUAGUUGUCUGUAUUUUGCACAGUUUGCACAGAAACACUUAUCCAUCAACCUGUGAACUGGAUAGUUUCUAAUCCUGUCGACACUGGUUAAGUGUCAUGCCCGAAGAUACUGAUGCUUAUGUUUUUUUUUGUUUUUUUUUCUUUCUUCAUCCCUCCUCAGUUACCCCAUGUUAAAAGGGAUGUGAAAAAAAUUGUGCUUAUACAGACUUGAUUUGGUCUUGCAUUAAUUGCAUAAAGCAUUCUGUAUUGCCUCUAAACUAUAAGCAUAACUGCAUAUGUAAAGGUAAUAACAAUGUAAUUAAAAAUUGUGUUUAUUGCCCUACUAAUUUUGAGAAGACUGUGGGAUCAGUGUUGUUUAGAGUUUGAUUUUCUUUGUUCUAGAAAUCAUUUCUCUCUUGAGCAUUCAGUAGUCAGUACCGUUGUUUUCCUGGUUUGGGUUGGAGCCUAGGCAAGACUUUAUAUCCUGAACAAUG
Colossoma macropomum (tambaqui) is the source of this 3550-nucleotide messenger RNA. RefSeq names its product protein phosphatase, Mg2+/Mn2+ dependent, 1Bb (gene ppm1bb). NCBI's taxonomy places the organism in Eukaryota, Metazoa, Chordata, Actinopteri, Characiformes, Serrasalmidae. The transcript is spliced from 6 exons. Gene Ontology annotation, biological process: protein dephosphorylation; positive regulation of canonical Wnt signaling pathway; negative regulation of canonical NF-kappaB signal transduction. Gene Ontology annotation, molecular function: protein serine/threonine phosphatase activity; manganese ion binding; magnesium ion binding. The record is from RefSeq and is a predicted model, not a curated record. The coding region runs from base 407 to 1831 and encodes 474 amino acids. Gene Ontology annotation, cellular component: nucleus; cytosol.